Molecule: messenger RNA, 10247 nt
Organism: Bombyx mori (domestic silkworm)
Lineage: Eukaryota; Metazoa; Arthropoda; Insecta; Lepidoptera; Bombycidae
Product: protein HID1
Exons: 17
Coding region: 96-2399 (767 amino acids)
Cellular component (GO): Golgi trans cisterna; Golgi medial cisterna; membrane
Source: RefSeq, a predicted model, not a curated record
CUCUGUGCCAAAAGUGACGUUUUUUAAUUUAUUGUUUUGUGUGAACGUAUGUUGAUAUGAAGUUAUUGUUUUCAAAUUAAAUAAUAAAAGACAAGAUGGGUAAUGCUGACACAAAAUUAAACUUUCGAAAGGCGGUUGUCCAGUUAACUUCAAAGUCGCAGCCUAUAGAUGCGUUGGACGAUAGCUUCUGGGAUCAGUUCUGGUCAGAGAGCGUAACCAACGUACAAGAUGUAUUCGCAUUGGUUCCCGGUGCGGAGAUACGUGCCUUGCGCGAGGAAUCUCCUAAUAAUUUAGCAACGCUGGUUUACAAGGCUGUGGAAAAACUCGUCAAGGUCGUGGACAGCAGCUGUAGGACGCAGAGAGAACAGCUGAUCGCAUUGAACUGUGCACGUCUUCUUACCAGAGUAUUACCAUAUAUGUUCGAGGAACCCGAGUGGCACAGCUUCUUUUGGUCAUCGCUCCCGGCUGCAGCUGAGAAUGACUCUGUACCAUUAGCACAAUCACUGAUAAAUGCCGUUUGUGAUCUACUCUUCUGCCCAGACUUCACAGUAACGAGCACUAAAAGGGCAGGUCCAGAUCGUGCAGAAGAGCUAUCCGGCUUGGACAGCUGCGAGUAUAUCUGGGCUGGAGGUGUCGGCUUCGCUCGCAGUCCUCCGAGACACGCGCCCCACGAAGCUGCCAGAACCGAGCUGCUUCGUCUUCUUCUCGUCUGCUUCAGUGAAACCAUAUACAAGCCACCGCAGCAGGCGGCCUCACAUCACAACAGAUGGAUCGCGUACUUCACGAGUCCGGACAACCGCCACGCCCUGCCGCUGUUCACGUCGUUGCUGAACACUGUCUGCUCUUACGACCCCGUUGGACUCGGCCUGCCGUACAACCAUCUGCUUUUCGCUGACACGCUGGAGCCACUAGUUGAGGUGGCGCUUCAAAUUCUCAUCGUCACUCUGGACCACGACACGAGCAACGCAGUCAGCGAGGACUCCGAGGAAGUGCUGCCGGAUAAUCUGUUCAUAAACUACUUGUCUCGCAUCCACCGAGACGAGGACUUCCAGUUUGCCCUGCGAGGGGUGACCCGUCUGCUGAACAACCCGCUCGCGCAGACCUACCUGCCCAACUCCUCCAAGAAGGUCAACCUUCACCAGGAGCUGUUAGUGCUGUUCUGGAAAAUGUGCGACUAUAAUAAGAAGUUCAUGUACUACGUGCUGAAGAGCAGCGACGUGCUGGAGGUGCUGGUGCCCAUACUGUACCACCUCAACGACUCCAGGGCCGACCAGUCCCGCGUCGGUCUCAUGCACAUCGGCGUGUUCAUAUUGCUUCUCUUGUCCGGGGAACGGAACCUCGGCGUGAGGCUGAACAAGCCGUACGCGGCCGCCGUGCCGAUGGACAUCCCGGUGUUCACGGGCACUCACGCCGACCUGCUCGUCGUGGUCUUCCACAAGAUCAUCACCACCGGGCACCAGCGUCUGCAGCCGCUCUUCGACUGUCUACUCACCAUACUAGUUAACGUGUCGCCGUACCUCAAGACGCUGUCCAUGGUCGCGUCGACCAAACUGCUGCACCUGCUGGAAGCCUUCAGCACCCCCUGGUUCCUGUUCUCGCAGCCGCACCACCACCACCUGGUCUUCUUCCUGCUGGAGAUGUUCAAUAACAUGAUACAGUAUCAGUUCGAUGGUAACUCCAACCUGGUGUACACGAUAAUACGCAAGCGCGCCGUGUUCCACAACCUGGCCAACCUGCCGCACGAGCACGCCGCCAUCGCGCGCUCGCUGGCGGGCGCCGGCGGGGGCGGGGCGGCCGGGGGGGGCGCCGCGCCCGCCGCCUCCGCCCUGCCCAGGUCUCGCAGCACGGAGUCAGUGGCGGAAACUGCCAUGGAAGGUUCCAGACCCGCGCAGCCUGCCGAGCCGGGGACACUUAACGCCACACUGCCCGAUACACCAGCGCUGGGAACCAUGACGGAGCGCGAGUCCGCACAUCCGCCGGCGGCCCGGGAGCGCCUGCUGCCGGACGGGACCGAGCAGCACGACAAGCCGGACAAGACCACCGCGCCUAAGGAGAGCGGGUCGUGGCGCCCGACGGCGGAGUGGGUGGGGGGGUGGCGCGGGAAGCUCCCCCUGCAGACCAUCAUGAGGCUACUGCAGGUCCUCGUGCCGCAGGUCGAGAAGAUAUGCAUCGACAAAGGUCUGACAGACGAAUCGGAGAUCCUCCGUUUCCUGCAGCACGGCACCCUGGUGGGGCUGCUCCCCGUGCCGCACCCCAUCCUCAUCAGGAAGUACCAGGCCAACGCCGGGACGGCCGCCUGGUUCCGGACUUAUCUCUGGGGAGUUAUCUAUAUACGUAACGUGGAUCCUCCUAUAUGGUACGACACAGACGUCAAACUGUUUGAAAUACAACGGGUUUAGUUCAAUAAUAAUGAUAACCAAAUUACCUAUUUAUUAUUCGAAUAUGCCUUCGACGUACGAGGCUGUACGGCCACGUAUACUUUGGUCUUAUGAAAAGUAUAUCUUUGAACAUGGCAUUUUAAAUCUGGUGUCAGCUGUUUUUCUAUUUAAAUUAAAUUAAUAUAAGUACUUUAUUUUUUGAUAAAAGAGAGAUAGUAUUUUGUUUUCGAUUCAAAAAGUUAAAGAUGUAUUUAAAAUGCCUGUAAGUCAAAAGAAAUUGGCCUUCAUAAUAUAAUUGGUAUUUAUAUUAAGUUUGUCUUGAUAGAUUAAUCUAUGUCGGUCAAAUUUUGACACGUUGACCAAAGCCAGUCUAGUUAAGUCCUUAGGAUUAGUGCACGUUAGACAUCGAUAGCUAUUUAAGUCGAAAACUAUCGAUAGUUUUUCAAACAUCCAACCUUCUAGAGAUGUCUGAAUUGGUAAUAAAAUCACCUAUCGAUAUUGCAAAAUACUUAUCGAUUAUCAAUAAUCUAUCGAUGUUCAACGUACACUACUUAGGAUAUUCCUUGUGGAGGCCUGUAUAAAAUGAAAAUGGCUAUUGAUUAAAAAUAUUAUUUUUUUGUUAAGUUUUGCUUUUUUGUAGUUUAUUAUUUACGCGGUAUGACAUAAAGUCGGCACGAUCCGUGAGAACAUGAAUUAACUAAGAGCUUAUACAUACAAUAUAUUCCUGACAUAGAAUUGGAUAACUGAAUGACAUUGGAGAGUAGAUACAAGGAAUAUAGAUUACAUCUAAAAGUGUCUGUGAAAGUAAGAUGGCGCCACUGUUACCAAGUGUGAAUUUAAAAUAAUCCCUAUUUUAAAAUUCAAAAGAUUACGAUAGAAUUAUACAAGGAACGAUGCAAAAUACUAUUAGAUAUGUACAUAUUUGAUGGAGAAAAACCUGAAUAAUUUAAUAAAAUGUAUUUUUGAAGCUUUUGAAGGAGCUUAGAAAAAGUUAGUACCGUACAAUGGGGUAAAUAGGGACAAAAUCGACCUUCAGAUUGAAUUUUAAAAUAGUUCCAAUUAAAUAGUCACUGCUCAACCAAAGAAAUAAGUUGAGUCUUGAACGUACCUAGGUGAUAAAAACCGUUACAUUAUUUUAAUUAUUCAUUUUAAAGAAAUAAUGGGUAAAAUAAUGGCCGUCCCAAUUUACCCAGCGUCCGGGGUAAGUUGACACGGUUAAGGGUUAAAUUGGGAUAUUUGUAAGGGUUGUCAACUCGCAGUACUGCGAUAUAUAGGUAGGUGCAAUAUAAUUAUUUAUAUGGACCGAAAUGAUGAAUACAAUCCAUAAUUUAAGCACAAUACACGACAUAGUGUAAAUUAAGCUGGUUUCUAUUCCAAAGCGAUGUGACGUGAAUGAUAAUCAACAAUACAAUGAUCAAAAAAAGUAUGUGCAUGUUAUAUUUUAGAAAAUUAUUAUUUAAUUUCCUUAAAAAUCACAACUCUGAAACAAAAUCAUAAAAUAGAAUAAAAAAUAGAAAACAAAAGGACUGGAAAUGCAUUAAUACAAUUUUAUUUAAUCAACAUUUUCAAAAUGAUCUUUGAGCAAGAGUAAGAUAUCAGGUGAAUAAGAUAAAAAAACAGCUUUAUCUGAUUACUGUCAAUAAUAACAAAAAUAAAAGAAAUUCUUUCCAAGCUAAAUAAGUAAACUCAAUUAAUUCACUCACUCAUAAUUGGAUAUCUCGGAUUUUUAAUUAAUGUUACAUUUAAAAUCUGAGGCCUGUUUUUAUUUGUGUGUGUUCGUUGUGAAUGUUAACAAAAUUAUGAUUCGACGCGUGAAUAGAUUCUGAAAUAUCAAAAGUUUUGAUUCGUUUGAGUUCUUUUAACUUUUAAUUUUUUUUAUUGCUAUAAAGAACAUACGACCGGGCAGAUAUUACAAGGUAAAUGUCGCGAAAAAAAGUAAUAAUAUAUAUACUUUUCUUUUACCUAUAAUACUUACAUAAACUAACUGAUAAACACAUUAACCUUCUUUACAUCACGCAAUUAAGUGAUAGUAUAGGCUAAAAAAUCUAUAAGAUAUCAGUGACAACCAUAACAAGCCAUCCCUAUUUUGUCUUUUGGCGUUCCAAUUUUGUGUUUUCUCGUCCCUAAUUUUUCCAGUCUCGUUCCAAAUUACCCUACAUACGUCCCAAUUUUCCCCAAAAAGAAAGGAAAAAAUAUACAUUUUUUAUUUUGUCGAAAUAUUGUAUUUAAAAUAAGAAUAUUGCAACUUACCGUUUGUUGUGGUAUUUCCAGGUGUAUUAAAAACUUAUAUAAACUGUGAUCUUAUUGAAAAAACAACGAUAAUAUUACUUUUUUUAAAAGUUCUUUAAGCUGUUUUAAAACGCACUUUUCAACCACUAUUUUAAAUAUAAUUUGACGAAUUUUUGGGACCAACUAAACUCAUGUUUAGUACUUCCAUAGUUAACUUGGUUUUUCUUCUAUACAUUGAUAAAUAUUACCUUAAAGAAAAUUAGGUAGAUUCCGUGCUACAAGUACUUUAAGGAAUCUUCCGCAGGUUUGUCCCAAUUUACCCCAGAAUCCCAAUUUACCCCAUGUCAUGGUAUGUUUGUGCGGUCUAUCAAAAUAUCCUUGUUUACGAGAACCAAUUCGUUAUUUAAGUUCAUGAUUAAUUUUGGAAAUAUUUAUUUCAUUGGCUGACCUAUCCGCUACAGUAUCUGUAAAAUUACCUUGUUAUAAUUUAUAAAGUUAAAAAAGUUAUCUAUAUAUUAAUACGUGAAGCAAAAAUUUUGUAUCUCUUUUUACGAAAAUUGCGCGGACGGAGGAGUAUGAAAUUUUUCACACUUAUAGAGAAUAUAGAGAAGAAGUGCACAAUGCUAAUAUUUUUUUUAAAUAAUGCAUAAAAGAUACAUUAAAUCAAUAAAGAAAACUAAUAUUACACACACUACAUACCAUGUAUUUGACGCACACACGCAUGCAUACUAUUUAUGGUCAAACUUUUGUUCUUGACGUCUGUGGACAAAUUGAGAAUAGGUUAAAUAUUGUUUGUCUUUAUUAAUAUUUUUUUAUAGGGUAGUCUUGGCGAAAUUUGUGAUUAUAGAAGUAUAAAUACAAUCAUAAUAGUAUACAAAUUUACAAUUCCAAUUAAUUAUAGUCGAAUUUCGACUACUGCGGGACCUCUAGUUAUAUUAAAUUCCUAAACAAGAUUAAAAAAUUCGGAUAUCUCACUUUGAGGUAUUGGCAAAGUGAUGAUUUUCGAAACUUGUAUGCAUUCAAAUUCAUCUUUAAAAUGUCAUUAGUGUCAGUUGUGGCAACUGUCAAAUAUACUGAGUUAGUAAAUAGCUACCCGCAACAUUCCUGAGUUGAUAUAUCAAGCCAUAUGAUGUACUAGUGUAGUGCCAUUUCGGUGACUUAGUGAAUGGCUAAUCAGUGCCUUAAGAUCACUAUACUGACUUGUUCUUUAUAUAAAAUACUCCAUCUCUUCGUGUGCCCUCCAAUUCAUAGCUCAACGUAUGUAGAGAUUUAGAGAUGCAAGUUUAAUCUCUUUUUUUUUUUGAGAAUUCGGACAAAAUUGGCAAUGGAGUUAAAAAUACGUAUAUAUCUCCAAGCAAAGCUAUUUUUGUAUCAGUCAUUCAAACUGAGAAGAAAGUAAAAGAAAAUAAAUUAACUGUCUUCUCUUUGUCAACGGAGCAUCAAACCGGUCCCAGAGAGGCCACUUGCAAUACGAACAAUUUGAUUACCCAAGUCUGUUUGUUCGUAGACGUGGACGCCUUCAGCUCUAACCCUAGGAGCAGGCUUAGGGACCCCGUUAACUCGACAAAGAGGUCGCCGUGCAACCUAACCCAUGAAUCAGCUCAGUGAGUUUCUCGCCGGAUCUUCUCAGCGGGUCGCGAUUCCGAUCCGGUAGUAGAUUCAUUCACAAAGCAGCUACUCUUGAGUUGUUAGGUCUCCUUCGGAGGCGCUCGCGUAGCUAUUAGCAAAUCCCACUCCUCCUGGCUGAGCCUUUGCUCGCCCACCUGUCCUGGUGAAACUGGAAAGGCCUCCGAGCCACCAGUAAUCGUCCAAUCCUAAAAAAAAUCGUAGACGUGAUUUUGCGUCUACUAGCUAAACACUACAAAAUUUGGCACUCGCACCAUCUCUCUCAACAGACUUUAUAAAUUAGGUACUCUAUUUACAUACUAUAAUACUUUAUUUAUUUAUCUGGAACUCGGACACGCAAAUUCGAGACGUAGCUUAAAUCUAUUUUAAGAUCAGAACAAGAUGUCGGUACACGCCUACUUAUUAUUAAAAUGUUAAACACUAUACGUAUUUUUUUAUAUUAUCUAUAGUAUUUUAAUAGUGUAGCGAAAAGGCAUGUAAAGAAACCAAAUUAUUAUUAUUGUUCGUUGUACGUAAAUGCACUAUUAUGGUUUUUUUUUAAUUAUAUAUUGUUUAAUACCUUGAGACGUGCUAAAUCAUGUAUUUUUAAGGAAAUUUGUUGUUUAGAAACUGAAACAUAACACACUUCAAAAGUUAAUCGAACAAGAAUUUAACAAUUUUUUUUAUUUGUAAUUUGCUGCUCAAUUAUAUAGUGCAAAUUAUUAUAUACUUAAAAUAUCAUAGCCAUAAAAUUAAUAGUAUUGUCAUCGAACCUUGACACGUGUGCAAAUAUUCAAAUGAAACUGACGUUUUGAAGUAGAUGAAUAUUACGUUAAUACAUUCCACUACAUAAAUAUACAUAUUAUCGAGGAGUGAAAUACUAUUGGUAUAAGCGGUAUAGAUAUAUUUUAUAUAUCUAUUAUAAGCGACAUUUUUGCAAGGAAAGCCAUUUAAAGUUUAAAAUUUGGAAAAAAUAUCAUGACAAAAAAAAACUUCUUCAGCUACCUAUUUCAAUGGAGUAAGCUUAAUUGAAGAUUGAUUAAAAACAUUGAACUGUUGAUGCUAAUACCAAAUAAAACGUAUUAAGCGAAAUAUCACUUAAACCAAAUAGCAUUUUAACCCUCGAUAUGAAGCUAAUGACAGUGCGCUAAGAACGGCGGUAAAGGCACGGUCACAAGCACGGGGAAUGACGCAGUGCUCUGACCAACGAAGCUACAUCUAUCGGCAAAAACUGAAGUCACGUUAACGCAAUCUUUGAUCCUUCAGACUACCGAGCAGAGACAGCAGACCCUUUCAUUGGGAAACACAAACUUGAGUUCGAGAAAGAGUACAAAUUGUACUCAGGUCGCGAUGGGUCCACAGUAGAACCAUAAGGCUGGUCGUGGAGGGAGGAACUACCGUGAAUCCGCGCGGCGCUUAUUACUUAUGUUUUGCAUUUUUAGAGUUAUUAUCAAUACUAUUAUAACUUAACAAAUUAAUAAUUAAUGUCUUAUAAAUUACCUGUGAUCUUAUUUAUUUGGUUUGUUUUUCAAUGUAUACCUUAACGAAAUGUUGCCUGCAAAGAAAAAAAAACGCUAAAGUGAUCUGAGUGACGCAACCUCUGUUGUACUUUACCGAAUAAUGUGUUUGUAAGAAAUCUCUGUGAUUGAACAAAUCAAUUUAUUAUUUUUACUCGCGCGAUUAGUGGCUAAGUUAAUAUUCGAUGCGUUUUGGUGUUUUAAAACCAAGAAUAUACUAAAAAUUAUCAUUUCUCUAUGUAUUGUCUAUAUACUUAUGUUUUGGGAUCUCUUCAAUAAAUUUUAUUAAUAAAUGAUAAUUCUAAUACGUAAUUACAUCACUAACAUUUGUUUUAAAUUGUUAUAAAUGUUAAAAGUGUAAUAGUGUAAAAAAAAGUUUUAAAACCAAAAUUAAACUUAAAAUUAUCAUGUUACAUUCCUCUGUGUGUUGUCUAUGUACUUAUGUUUUGGGAUCUCUUCAAUAAAUCUUAUUAUUCAUUGAUAAUACCAAUUAUAAUUGCAUCACUAAAAUUAGUAUUUUAAUACCAUUUAGAUGUUAUGUUUGUUAUGAAAGUAAUAUAAUAUGAAUUAUUUGUAGUUAAUAUUAGCUAAAUAUAUAUUUGAGAAUAUCUAUAGCUUUCACUACGAUAUUUCUCCUUUUGAAUACCUAGUUUGUGAUGAAAAAUAAUCGCACUUAUUUUAAAAAAAAACGAGUCAAUCCGCUAUUGUGUUAGAUAGUAGGUAGGUAGUUAAUUAAAAGAACAUAAAUUUUUACCAAACCACUGACGUAUGAGCAAUUAAACAGUGAAUUAAACGCAUAGAGUUACUAUUCUAACUGGAGUGCUUACUUCGUUUGACAUAAAAACUAAAAAUAUACUUUAUCUCUAUGGCUUAAAGUUUAUUUUUAAAUAGCAAAAGAUGUAAGGAAAAACGGUCUGAAAAGAGAAUGAUUAUUAAGUGGUGGUGUCCCUCUCGCACAUUUUACAAACAAAAAGCAGUGUUGCUAGCUUAGAGGAUUUUCCAUAAAAUCUCGGAAUUUGGACCCCCGUCUUAGUUAUCAAAAAUGGCUUUUAGUGGUUAGUGGAUUUUUUAGUAGCUUGGGCGUUGUUGAAAAUUAUUGAAAAGGUUAAAAUCAAUCCACUUUACAGGAUUUUAAACAUUUUAUGACAAUAAUAUAUCUAAAUACAUAUUAUUUAAACGAUGUGACUUAAACUUAACUAGAAAAUAUUGCGACAAUUUAGAAUUUCCAUCAACGUCAAAAAUUAAAUUGGUUCAACAUAAACGUACAAAGUUAUGGUGAAUUUAUUUUCUGAUGAUGACAAUUUAUUAAAAUAAAUUAUAUAAGAAGUAUUGAUUAUAUGAUAUAUAUUGAUUUUUAAUAGAACAUCAUAUAUUAAUAAAGCUCAUUAACAAAAAAAAUAUUGUUCUAUAUUAAUAAGAACUCUGUUUAAUGGAAAAUUUUAUGGUAGGUACGUAGAUUUCUGAUGGUUUUCAUGUUGAAUUUGGUGGGAAGCCAGAUUAAUUGUUGGCAUCACCGAAAAAGAGCUAUGAAUGGAUUAAAAGAAAAAUGGCGUCUAUUUACGUUUGUAGUGCGAAGUUAAAAUGGCACUGAUACAGCUUGUGGCUUGUUUUUUUUUCGAAAAUCGUGAAAGUUUCCGUGUAAUCAUGGUGAACACUUUUAAUAUAAGUGGUUUUAAGCGAGAAUCCUCUCCAGUUUGUGGAAUAUCCUUCCAUAUGUCAGAUUCAUUGAUAAAUUUUUACUAGUGUGAGCAUAUAUUUUUAAAAUGUGAGAUAUAUUUUCUCAUUAUAAUAUUUAAUACCAUUUGUCUUGUAAAUUGUACUUAAUCUAUGUCAUAUACUAAAUUUGAAAAAACAAUCGUGAAAACUAUAAUUUUGCAAUGUAUUUUUCAUAUUAUAAGAGCCAUCACGUGGUAUUUCUUGAACUUUUUUUAUUGUAUUGAAUAGCGUCGCACGCAAGCAUGUAUAUCAUUUGCCUGACGUUAAGCGAACGAGGAGGAUCUUCUAGUAAAUAUGACUUUGGAAUUUCUGGAAAAUGUCCUUUAAAAAGGUCAAACAAGAAGAAUCAAGUACUCAAACGCAAGAAAUAAAAAAUACCCCGAGAAAAGCAAAAUUACGACAAGAUGUUAAGGUAUUGAAACAAAAACUUAAAAGUCGUGAAAUAGUGAUUGUAAAUAUAAAGUCGAUUUUAGAUUUAUUAAAGAAAAAUGGCGAUUUUUAAUUGAAUUGAAAAAUAAAUUGCGAAAUUUUAAUGAUACUCAUGGUCCACUUAGAUAUUGAUUAAAAUAAAUUAUGUAUUUCGUUGAAAAAAAAGAAUUUACUUAAAAAUAAAUAGAGGAAAUGUUAUAUUAUAAGAUUACAGAAAAUUUACUGAACUUAAUAAUAAUAAUAUAACCAAUAUUUUGUAAAUAGAGAUCAAGUACUAUGUGUAUUGUGUUAUGUGUAUUGACUUGUCAUUUAAGAGUUAUUUAAUUGUUUACAUAUAACAAAUAAAUGAAUUUCAGUUCAUUUCAUUUUAUUA